This is a messenger RNA of Adineta ricciae, 804 nucleotides long. Lineage: Eukaryota; Metazoa; Rotifera; Eurotatoria; Adinetida; Adinetidae. The record is from the annotation of a GenBank genome assembly.
AUGGCUAUAUUGGCUACUUAUCGGCAACAAUGUUCUCAAUUGAUAUUUCGAUGUUUUGUUACGAAUACAGUACAGCAGAUGUCAACGCAUUUUGUUCAUAUCAGAGCUCGAAAAUCACCAUAUGUAGGCACUAAAAAUGUUCUUAGAACUGAAGUGUCCGAUGAAAAAGUGCCAUGGAGGCUGCAUUGGUCCGAGUACAAAGCAAGAGAGUAUACAGCGUCAAAAGUAUUGGAAAACCCACCAUGGGCUGAUGAUUCCGAUGCAACAAAGAUCAAGCAUUUCAAUGAAAUUGAUGGAAAAAUUGAUCGGAGAAGUUACAUGGGAGAAUAUGAAGUUGAAGAGAAAACAAAUCGACCAAAGAAUCCUCAAGGUCGAACUGGAUUGUCUGGUCGUGGUUUGCUGGGCCGUUGGGGACCUAAUCAUGCUGCUGAUCCAGUUGUUACUCGCUGGGCUAAAGGCCGCAAGGAGAAAAUUUUAGAAAUCGUUCUCAUCAGCCGUAAAGAUAGUGGAGAUUUGGCUUUACCUGGAGGAAUGGUUGAUCCUGCUGAAAGUAUAUCACAGGCAGUAAAACGAGAAUUCAUCGAAGAAGCUUUGGAUUCCGAUGCGAAUCGUGCUAAACAUCUCGAAAAAUUGUUUAAAAAGGCGAAUUCAAUCUACAAAGGAUAUAUCGAUGAUCCAAGAAAUACAGACAAUGCAUGGAUGGAAUCUGAAGCUUUGAUUAUGCAUGAUGAAACAGGAGAAUUAACCAAAGAUCUAGAACUUCAUGCUGAUGCAUUUAAAUUUGAAGAAGGUGGUGCAGGCUGA